CUCAUAGUCGUACCUGAGAGGGGAAGAAGACUUACGAAGACUUACUUGCGCUUGACUACGCUCAUGCAAUUUAUUUAUCUAUUUUUAGAAUUGCUUAUCUUAAGCCGCGAGUGUUAAUGCAUUGAUACUUAGUUUUUGGAGAUUAUUCUUAGUCGCGUUUCAAGAUGGGUCGCAAACGUAAUUGUAUUCCGCGUAAUUUUUUUACAUUCCACGCGGAAAGUAAUGUUUCUGAGUGUAAAAUUUGCAAAUUGACUUUGAGUGGAAAUUUUGUGUGCAAUCUAAAGCGGCACUUAGAAAAGGUGCACAAAGGCGAAUAUGAAACCUUGGCCGAAAACAAAAAAACCGAAGUGCCCGAAAAGAAAAAGAAGUUUUCGGGGGUAAUGGGGCAAGAUGAUGUCAAGAAUGCCUGUAUUGACAUGGUGACUGCCGCAAAACUUCCGUUUGCUGUACUUGACUCAAAAGGCUUUAAGGCGUUAACAGCUCACAUAUUUAGCGGCUUGGAUAUGCCCACUGUAACUUCCAGAAAUAUUAUGAGCUUAGUCGAGGAAAAGUACAGCCAAAUUAAAUGCGACAUGGUCAAAACAUUCAAAAACAGAAUCCUCUGCCUUAAAAUGGACAUGGCCACACGAUGCAAUCGCGGAAUUCUUGGGGUUAAUGUCCAGUUCAUCGAUACCUGUGCAAUAUGUGUACAAACUUUAGGCCUGAUAGAGCUGAAAAAAUCGCACACAUCCCAAAACCUCUGUACUGAAAUACAGUCCAUAUUGCAUGAUUUUGGCAUAGCGAAACAACAAAUUUAUAGCAUCACCACAGAUAAUGGUCGAAACAUGAUCAAGACAGUGGAGCUACUAAAUGUUUGCGAGGAUGAAGAUGAUGACGAGCAAGAAAGUGCUGAGGAUUUGGAUGAAGAAGAGCUGCACAAGAAUUUUAAAAUUCAUUCCAUUAAGUCGAUGAAAUGUGCAGCACACACCCUUCAACUUGCUGUAAAGGAUUUUUUACAACGCCUGGAAUCGGUUGAGCUUAUUGACAAAGCACGACGAAUUGUUAAGCUUUUAAGAACGCCGGCGUACAGGUAUUUAAUAACUGAAGAGUUAUUGCCCCAACCAGUUCUAGAUGUUGCGACUCGUUGGAAUUCAACGUACAAAAUGCUGAACAAGCUGCAACAAUUCGAAGAUUUUUGCGAAAGGCGCCUAAAAAGCUCAUUAAAAUUAACUGCAGCUGAGUGGAGUGACUUGAAGAGGCUUGUUAAUACCCUGGAACCGGCAUACCUUGCAACAAUGAAAUUACAAAGCACUCAAUUAUUCAUGGGUGACUUUUACAAGCUAUGGCUGGAGCUCAAGCUCACUGUGGCAGCAGCAAGUACUAGUGAAAGCCAAGCUUUGAGCCAGUGCAUCCGUGACAGGGAGGAGAGCCUUUUGGGAUGCGAUGCAAUCGUUUGCAGUAUUUACUUGGAUCCACGGAUAAGACGAGUAUUGCUGCAGAACCCAAUAAGCCUGAUGCUCGCCAGAGCUCAGUUAAAGCAGCUUUUCUUGCAGCUUUUUAAUUUGAAAGAACCCACUAUUGCAAUAGCACAGCCUUGCUCCAGCAGCUCAAGCGCCAUAACUUCGUUCGGUACAUCGCAAAACUCUAACACCUGCUCGCUAUUGAACGAGUUUCUGCAAACUAUUGAGGUAACUUCAGAAGACGAAACUGAGGAUGGAGAGCGAGCAGACCUCAUCAAGAAAGGAUAUGCCGAAAUUGACGACUAUGCCCCAAAGCCAAUUUGCUUGACCUCCAAUAUUAUGGAGUAUUGGGAGGAGCAUCGAUACCGUUUUCCAAACUUAUACCAGCUGGCCAAAGUGGUGCACUCAGUUCCUGCGACUCAAGUUAGUGUUGAGAGAUCAUUUUCGGCACUCAAAAUGAUGCUCACUGAUCAGAGAUGCAACCUCGCGGACGAAUCAUUGUCAAAAUUACUUUUUGUAAAAUUAAAUAAUACUUAUUAAUUAAACGUGUUUCCGACAACAAAACCAAAAAUAACAAAAAAAUUUUAAUGUAUUUUCAAAAAGAAAAUUUUAGCGCAGGAUGUAGCUUUGUGGUCCUUUGACAAGGAUAUGCAAUAAUAUUGGCGAACAUUCUAACACAGAAGCCGUAAAUUCCUGUUGAGUUUUAUUUUAAGCGAAAAAAAUAAAAAUCAUUGAUAAU
Drosophila pseudoobscura is the source of this 2178-nucleotide messenger RNA. Its product is annotated as zinc finger BED domain-containing protein RICESLEEPER 3-like. Gene Ontology annotation, biological process: regulation of transcription by RNA polymerase II. Gene Ontology annotation, molecular function: protein dimerization activity. Lineage: Eukaryota; Metazoa; Arthropoda; Insecta; Diptera; Drosophilidae. The transcript is spliced from 3 exons. Gene Ontology annotation, cellular component: nucleus. The record is from RefSeq and is a predicted model, not a curated record. The coding region runs from base 165 to 1979 and encodes 604 amino acids.